Messenger RNA from Phoenix dactylifera (date palm), 2394 nucleotides. Its product is annotated as Pentatricopeptide repeat (PPR) superfamily protein. NCBI's taxonomy places the organism in Eukaryota, Viridiplantae, Streptophyta, Magnoliopsida, Arecales, Arecaceae. Gene Ontology annotation, molecular function: zinc ion binding; protein binding; RNA binding. Gene Ontology annotation, biological process: RNA modification. The record is from RefSeq and is a predicted model, not a curated record.
AAGAAGAAAAAUAAGAAGAAGAAGAUCCAUGUUCCUUGACGACACCAUCACUCUUUACCUCUCUUCUUUUGGUAGUAGAUUUAUGAGGCGCAUUGAUUCCUUCGGCUACGCCUGUGUGUAUUAAUUUUGGAGCGCCAAGGUUGAUUUACAUGGGCUCGAAGACUCGCAAUGUGCCGGGCCGCCAGCCUCGUCACCCUCCUCCAGGGCUGCAACAGCAUGCGACGCCUCCGAAGAAUCCACGCUCAGGUCAUCGUCAGCGGCCUCCUCCGCAACCCCACCGUCUCCGCCAAGCUCCUCGCAUUCUGCGCCACCUCCACCGCCGGCGACCUCUCCUACGCCCGCCUCCUCUUCUCCCACCUCCCUCCCCCUCUCCACCUCGACCACUGGAACUCCCUCAUCCGCGGCUCCUCCCGCGGCCCCGCCCCUCUCGACUCCCUCCACCUCUACAACGCCGUGGCCCGGAGCUCCUCUGUUUCUCGCCCCGAUGCCGUCACCUUCUCCUUCCUCCUCAAGGCCUGCGAGCGCUCCAAGGCCGCCGCCAAGUGCCGCGAGGCCCACGGCUCGAUCGUCCGGAUCGGCUUCUCUUCUAGCGUCAUUGUCUGCACCAAUUUGACCCGUUGCUAUGCCGGGAACGGGCUCAUAGGCGACGCGAGGAAGGUGUUCGAUGAAAUUCCCGAGAGGGACCUGGUGUCCUGGAAUUCGAUGAUCGCCUGCUAUUGCCGUGCUGGUUUGCAUGAAGGGGCGUUGAAGAUAUAUGACGAAAUGAGGGUUCUGGGUGUUGGACUCGAUGAAUUCACCACCGUCGGGCUGCUUUCAUCUUGCGCUCAUGUUGGCGCAUUGAAUUUCGGUAUCCAGGUUCAAGAAUUCGCUGAGAAGAAUGGUUUCUUGGAAAGGAAUAUCUAUGUGGGCAAUGCGCUGGUUGACAUGCAUGCAAAAUGUGGUAGCUUGGAUGGAGCUCGCCGGGUUUUCGGUAGAAUGCGGAGGCGGGACGUCUUCACGUGGAACUCGAUGAUCGUUGGUUUGGGAGUUCACGGUCACGGCGAUGAGUCGAUCUCGUUCUUCCAAAGGAUGCUGAUGGCCGGAAUUCGGCCGAACUCGGUCUCGUUUCUUGGAUUGCUUAUGGGAUGCAGCCACCAAGGCCUAGUUGGUGAGGGUAUCAAAUAUUUUCAACUUAUGCAUUCCGAGUUCAAUUUACAGCCAGACCUCAAGCAUUAUGGAUGCAUGGUGGACAUGUUUGGCCGAGCGGGCGAGCUUGAUAGGGCUCUCCAAGUCAUAAGGAGUUCACCCUGCAGCGAUGAUCCUGUCCUGUGGCGUACGUUGUUAAGUGCUUGCAAGAUCCACAAGAAUGUUGAGAUGGGCGAGAUUGCCUUUAAAAAUCUUGCACACUUGUCAGCUCAGAAUGCCGGGGACUGUGCUCUUCUUGCUGGAAUCUAUGCCAGUGUAGGAGAUAGUCAAGGUGUUGCUAGGAUGAGGAAAAUGGUCAAGGAUCAGGGUAUUAAGACAACGCCGGGAUGGACCUGGAUCGAAGUCAAUGGUGAGGUGAGGAAAUUUGUCGUUGGUGACACUUCGCACCCUGAUACUAAAGAAAUCUAUGAAAAGCUGAAGGAGAUGGUUAGCCGAGCAGCUCCUCUGUGUUCUGCACCGGUCUCUUCAAAAGAAGAUGCCGCUGUAGAGGCGUUGGAGGAGCUGUCUGAGAAUGGUGGGGACUGUCAUAGCGAGAUGCUAGCAAUUGCUUGUGGGCUGAUGAAAACUUCUGAAGGGACGAGUCUUCGAAUUGUGAAGAAUUUAAGGGUAUGUAAGGAUUGCCAUUCGCUUACGAAGAUGGUGUCGAGAGUUUAUGGUCGGGAAAUCAUGGUAAGGGACCGGGUGCGGUUUCAUCAUUUCAAGGAUGGGUCCUGUUCUUGUAGUGAUUAUUGGUGAAAAUUUGUUGCGGUUAUAAUUAUGCAGUUUUUCCAGAAAUCAAUCGCAGCUUAGUGAUGAGAGUUGGAAGGCCCCAUGAACAACCAAGGGGCACAUGCAGUAACAUUUCAUACACCUUGUCACAAUGUAAAAGACAAAGGAGAGCCUUUCUCACUCAAAGACUUCAGCUACUUAAAAAUCUCUGAUAUCAUCACCAGAGGUUGGACUACCUUGAAAGGAUCUUUCCAAGAGUGGGUUGAUUGUGUCAAAGGGGCGAUAAGGAGCUUCAGACUGCUGAAUGGUUCGCUACUUGAGAGAUAAAGUGCAGAUUCAUCAAUUGGUUGUUUGUUCUUUUUGAAUACCGUUCAAUAAUGCUCAUCUUGUAACAAGAUUGUAACUUUAUGGAUAUUUGAUGUUCCAGAAAACAAAAUGAAUAUUUCAUGACUUUUCCUUAUGACAAUUUUGCCAAAGAAGAUUCUGAUAUUACAAUUUUAU